Messenger RNA from Rhinocladiella mackenziei CBS 650.93, 1947 nucleotides. RefSeq lists its product as uncharacterized. The transcript has 2 exons. The record is from RefSeq and is a predicted model, not a curated record. Gene Ontology annotation, molecular function: mannosyltransferase activity. Bases 1 to 1947 code for a protein of 648 amino acids. Lineage: Eukaryota; Fungi; Ascomycota; Eurotiomycetes; Chaetothyriales; Herpotrichiellaceae.
AUGCCUCUUCCGGUCCUUGACAGGUUUUCUGCUCCAGCGAGGAUUCAACGAUUGAGCAUCCUUGCCCUCACGACCAUCCUCCUUAUAGUUUUCUUCGAGAGUUCUUUCUUCCCCAAGGUCACGGUACCGAACCUCCACAAGGAUUACGAUCGAUCCCGGCCAGAAUACUACCUCCGAUGGGGACCUUUCGAACCAAUGCAAAUCCCGGGAUUCGUCAAUACGGGCCUGCCGGGGAAAAGAUCGUGUAACACCUUGAAGUACAACUCGACCGUCGGGGUGCAAAAGAGUCUCUACCUCAACGAUGACAUCAGACAGAUUGCCACAGCCCUCGAUUCGCACCCCGUUGUCGACUACCCGGACGAUAUGAUGGAUGAUCCGAAUGUGAGAGUGACCGAUAUUGUCGAGAGCACCUGGGCUCGACUCUCCGGGUCCAGCGUGUGGUUGCCCGAGCAGGGGGUUUACCUGUCCGUGACUCAAGUCAUCUUCUGCCCCACUCGAAUUCGAUCGAUUCCGAAGAUGAGCUUUCUCCGGGGCCAACUGUUCAAUGCGGAUUGGGAACAUCUGGAUAACUACAACCUGACAUGGGGGGGUCAAGAACUCAAUUUCCCAUUGGUCUUCGACAUCCCCGCCCAGUGGGAACAAGAUGGAAGCCUGUAUGGACCUGAAAAUCCCCGAAUUAUCUUGGAGGACGGUGUCAAAGGCGCUGAACCGGUCGUCAUCUUCGACAUGAUUGCCAAGCGGUCUGACUGGAAGCGAGCAAUGUAUAUCUUCCGACCAUUUAGCAACUAUUCGACCAUUCUGACCAUUCGAGAUGUUGAACGACAAUACACCGAGAAGAACUGGGCGCCCUUCUUUGUCCCCCAGGAGGAAGAGGUGGCACCGUCGGUCGUCCGCAGGCCCAACGAGUACAUCCAUUUCGUGUACAGCUUCAAACCUCUGCAGAUCUUGAAAUGUCAUCUACGCUGUGGAGACUGCGAAUUUGCCUACGAGCAGAGUGUGCCCGAGGACUUCAUGGACCAACAUCACGAGGACGGUGGCAGUUUGCAGGGUGGGACCAACUUCGUUCCAGUUCCCCUUCCUUCCAGCAUGAACGUUGACUCCAAAGUACGGGUGUAUGCGGCUUUUCCCCGAACGAAUAUUGAACAGCAUUGCGACGGCAGCUUUGAUCGACCGGAGUUUGCGGUCAUGAUCAACAUUGAAAAACAAUUCCACCUGGCCUUCGCCAGUGAGUCGCUGGAUUUUGGUAAUGCCAUCCCUGAGCGGAGAGCGGAAGACGAUCGUUGUGACCAAGGCCGAAUUCUCAUUCUCAACAGUGUCGCUCACUGGAAUACCAGCAAUGGCCAGGAUGUCAUGAGUGUCACAUUCAGUGUCAACGACGAAACGGUCCAGGUUGCUCGCGUGCAGGGCCUGCUCAGCCUUAUCCGUAAUCUACCUCAAUUCGCGGACUUUUUGAAGAAAGACGGUCUUCGUAAGGGUGAUGAUUCAGAUCCGAUGAAUUUGUUGUCGUCAUGGGUUGGCGAUGAUGUCCAUGGGUGCCUGGUCGAGGCCGUAUUGAAUGACACUGUCGCUGCACAAGAGAUUACGCGUCCGAAAGAAGACAAGGAUGAGGAGCUCGACACGUCUAACGAACUGAUGUACGAGAUCCACCAAGAGGAAGAAGAAGAAGAAGCAGCCAACCCUAAAGAAGAGGAGAGCAAGGAUGUUCUUGGACCGCUUCACCAAGCGGAAACCGAAGGUAUUCCUGAUUUGGAGCAAGGGCCCGAGGAAGACUUCGAGGGAGCUGCCGGUGACGAGCAAGAUUUCGAGGAUGAGGAUGAAUUCGAGGACGAUCCGAAGGGAAAGGACGAAGACCAAACUUUUGAGAAGGAUGAAGAGAGGAGAGAUGACAGCCACGCUAAACGACAUUUACGUCGACAUCAGCGUCAACAUCGUAGAAUGAGGCCUUGA